UUGUCAAUGCAUGUCCGGUUCACUGUGUUUUGGUGUUACGUUGCUGCAGAAUUGCAAGGUCUGAAGUAUCUGCUGCAAGGUAUCGGGCAGAAUUACAAGAGCGACUCGCAGACUUUGGAAAACGGGGGACUGUGGCCGUCCGUUUUUAAUUUGGCGACGAAGGCGUCGGUAUCGGCGAACGCGACGUGCGGGGAGGUCGGCAGGGAGGAGUUCUGCCGGUUGGCCGAGAACGGCAGGGGAAAGUGUGGGUACUGCGACCAGCUUGGUCAGGAUACCACCAAGCAGCAUUCCGUUCAGAAUGUCAUCGACGGCAGCAAUCGGUGGUGGCAGAGUCCCGCGUUGUCCAACGGGCCGGAGUUCGAGUAUGUCACCAUUACCUUUGACCUGAAGCAAGUAUACCAAGUGGCUUACGUGACAUUAAAGGCGGCCAAUUCCCCCCGACCGGGUUCUUGGAUUUUGGAACGGUCAAUCGAUGGAAUGGAUUACAAAGCGUGGCAGUACUAUGCGAGAAACGACAAGGAAUGUUUCGAACGCUAUGGCAUUUCUCCUACUAAGGGCAAGCCGCAUUUCUACACGGAUUCAGAAGUUAUCUGCACUUCGUACUAUUCAAAGUUGGCACCCUUUGAAAAUGGAGAGGUGCAUGCGUUUUUGGUGCAAGGGCGUCCCGGCGCCAACGAGUCCAGUCCCGAACUUCUCGAGUUCACGAAGGCGCGAUUCGUUCGUCUGAAAUUUCAGGGAUUCAAAGCGGCGGUGGAACCGACGCCGAAAUGGCUCUCGCAGGAUAACUUCAGGGAUAAACGACUCUUCUAUUCGAUUAGGGAUAUAAGCAUCGGAGGUCAAUGCGUGUGUAAUGGGCAUGCAGCAAAUUGUCGACAUAAUGUCGCCUCAGGGCACCCAGAAUGCGAGUGCUCGCACCAUACAUGCGGGCCGAAUUGCGAAAGAUGCUGUCCAUUGUACAACCAGAAGCAGUGGGGACCGGGAUCGUCUCGGGAUGCCAGGAAAUGUAUCCCGUGCAACUGUCACGGGCACUCCGUGAGCUGUCAUUACGAUGAAGAAGUGGAUAAAGCCGGUCUUAGUCUGGAUGCGGAUGGCAAUUACCAAGGAGGCGGAGUUUGCGAUAAUUGUACGGAUUUCACCACGGGGGUGAAUUGCGAGCGGUGCGUUCAGGGGUACUAUCGCCCAACUUCCGUUUCGCCAGAUGCGAGGACGCCGUGCUUCAAGUGCGAAUGCGACAAGUACGGAUCCGUCGGCACGUGUGAACCUGGCGGCGAGUCCGCGGGAAGAUGCGAGUGUCGUAAGGGGUACGCCGGUACGACGUGCAACGAGUGCGCCCCGGGCUAUCGUGGCUACCCCAACUGUGAGCUGUGCCCUUGCGAUCCACGAGGCACCAUCCAACACCACGAUUGCGAGAACGAUUGCGUCUGCAAGCCUUUUGCAGACGGAAAGCACUGUGACAAUUGCAAAACCGGCCAUUUUGCUUUGCGCUACGACAACCGCGAGGGCUGCGCGUCCUGCUACUGCUCGGGGGUCACCACCCUCUGCGAAUCUGCCAUAAUCCAACCGAAAAAGCUCGAGUCGGCGGAAGAGUGGAAGGUAACCGACAUCGCACUGAAUAAAGUGGUAACUCCAACCUGGGAUCCCGAUAUACGCACGUGGAUCAUCGGCAACUACGAAAUCCCCGAUGUGGAAGCCUUCUACUGGUUGGCACCCGAAGAUUACCUAGGGAAUAAGUUGGAGAGCUACGGCUCCUACUUUUCCUUCAAGGUGCAGUGGAUAGUAAUGAGAGGGGAUACCAGUGGAAAACCCACGGCCGGACCUAAUAUUAUUUUGGUUGGAAAUAACGGUAUGAAAAUUGGAUUUGGCGAGGAGCAAUACGUUGGAAAGGACAUGGAGUUUCGGAUCAAGCUCCAAGAGUACGACUGGUAUCACGUGCCUUCGGAUGUGAAAGAUAUAAUAACUAGACUGCGCAGAACUGAGUAUAAAGGCGAUCCUGUAAGUCGAUUUCAGUUUCUGAGCGUGUUGACUGAUAUUAAAUACAUUUUGUUGCGCGCCACUUUCCACACGGAUCAAAUCGAGGGAAUGCUGGAGGGUGCGGUUUUGGAGACGGGAAUUAUGGGGGAGAACGAAGAUUAUAGCGCCGUCGAGAGGUGCUCGUGCCCUUCGGGGUAUACCGGUCUGUCCUGCGAGAGUUGCGACUACGGUUACGUGCGGAUUGUGACCAACACCACCACGCACCAAGAGCAGGGGUUCUGUGUCAAAUGUGACUGUAACGGUCACUCGAGGACGUGCAAUCCGGAUACGGGCCAGUGCUUUUGUGAGCAUAACACAGUGGGCGAGAAAUGCGAAAGGUGCUCGCCAGGGUUUUAUGGCAAUCCUUUGGGUGGUACCGCUGCCGAUUGCAAAAGGUGCGCGUGUCCUCUGCUGGAACCGGAUAAUAACUUCAGCCCGAGUUGCCAGUUGGAUUUUUUUCCCGAAGUCAGCGAAGACGUGGGCAGUUACGUUUGCACUCAGUGUCCUCAGGGCUACACCGGGGACCACUGUGAACUAUGUGACGAUGGCUACUUUGGAAACCCAUACGAGGUGGGAAAUAAAUGCGAGCCAUGCUCUUGCGGAGGGGGGCCUUGCGACCGAACCACUGGGCAGUGUCUCGGUUGUCCUGGAAAUACAGAGGGUUGGCGAUGCGAAAAAUGUAAAAAGGACUACUUUGGAGAUCCUCUAAACGCCAACUGCCAGGCCUGUUUGUGCGACUCCUUCGGCAGUAUUUCGCCAGAAUGCGACAACAAGACUGGUCAGUGUUUGUGUAAGCCUCACUUCAUCGGAAGAACCUGUGAUACUUGCGAGGCAGGAUUUGGAAACGUGACCGCGACCUGCACCCAGUGUAACUGCAACGAAAUUGGCUCAAAAUCCUUAACUUGCAAUUCGUAUACUGGAAUUUGCGAUUGUAAGUCAGGGGUUGAAGGAUUUAGAUGUGACGCCUGCCAGUAUCUUCACUAUGGAUUUGGCGACAAUGGAUGCGAAAGUAAGUGA
This is a messenger RNA of Photinus pyralis (common eastern firefly), 3027 nucleotides long. RefSeq names its product laminin subunit alpha-1-like. Gene Ontology annotation, biological process: axon guidance. The transcript is spliced from 11 exons. Bases 7 to 3027 code for a protein of 1006 amino acids. NCBI's taxonomy places the organism in Eukaryota, Metazoa, Arthropoda, Insecta, Coleoptera, Lampyridae. The record is from RefSeq and is a predicted model, not a curated record. Gene Ontology annotation, cellular component: basement membrane.